This is a messenger RNA of Trematomus bernacchii (emerald rockcod), 3214 nucleotides long. It is a transcript of the gene u2surp, whose product is annotated as U2 snRNP-associated SURP domain containing. The transcript has 26 exons. The coding region runs from base 20 to 2947 and encodes 975 amino acids. The record is from RefSeq and is a predicted model, not a curated record. Gene Ontology annotation, biological process: RNA processing. Lineage: Eukaryota; Metazoa; Chordata; Actinopteri; Perciformes; Nototheniidae. Gene Ontology annotation, molecular function: RNA binding. Gene Ontology annotation, cellular component: nucleus.
UCUUAGAAGAACCAGAGAGAUGGCGGACCGGACGCCUGGCGGCUCUCAGAAAGCCAGCGCUAAGGCGCUGCUGGAGAGCAAACUGAAGUCUUUUAGCAUCGGCAAAAUGGCAGUGGCAAAGCGGACCCUGAGCAAGAAAGAGCAAGAUGAAAUAAAGAAGAAGGAGGACGAGCGAGCGGCAGCAGAAAUCUAUGAGGAGUUCCUCGCUGCGUUUGAAGGAGGAGGAGACGGCAAAGUCAAGGCCUUUGUGCGUGGCGGGAUUGCAAAUGCAACAAAAGAGGAGGCAGCUGCUGAUGAGAAGAAAGGACGACUCUACAAGCCCAAGUCUCGUUUUGAGAACCAACCGACAAAAAGCUUCUUGCCUUUGGACACACCAGCUCAGUUUAUACCAGUAGACAAAAGACAAGCUCUGAAGAAGGCGGCUGAAAAGGAGAAGAAGAAAAGCAACUUGGAGCUCUUUAAAGAAGAACUUAAGCAAAUCCAGGAGGAACGGGAUGAAAGACACAAGUUGAAAGGACGCGUCAGUCGAUUCGAACCUCUCGCCGGUGCUGAAGGUAGACGCGCUUCUGCGGAUGGUUCUUCAAGAAGAAACCGUCCGUCAAGUGUUCUGGAUGAUUGUGCGCCGGGAUCACAUGAUGUCGGAGACCCGUCCACGACUAACCUGUACCUCGGAAACAUCAACCCACAGAUGAACGAGGAGAUGCUGUGUCAGGAGUUUGGCCGCUUUGGCCCGCUGGCCAGUGUGAAGAUCAUGUGGCCGAGGACGGACGAGGAGAGGGCUCGGGAGAGGAACUGUGGCUUUGUGGCGUUCAUGAACAGGAGGGAUGCCGAGCGAGCGCUCAAGAACCUCAAUGGAAAGAUGAUAAUGAACUUUGAGAUGAAAUUAGGAUGGGGCAAAGGAGUGCCCAUUCCCCCUCACCCCAUCUACAUCCCUCCGUCCAUGAUGGAGCACACCCUCCCCCCGCCUCCCUCCGGCCUCCCCUUCAACGCUCAGCCCCGCGAGAGGCUGAAGAACCCCAACGCCACACUCCUUCCUCCGCCCAAAAACAAGGAGGAGUUUGAGAAGACUCUGUCGCAAGCCAUAGUCAAAGUGGUUAUCCCAACAGAAAGGAAUUUGCUCUCUCUCAUCCACCGAAUGAUCGAGUUUGUGGUGCGUGAAGGCCCAAUGUUUGAAGCCAUGAUCAUGAACAGAGAAAUCAACAACCCCAUGUACAGGUUUCUAUUUGAGAACCAAAGCCCAGCACAUGUAUACUACCGGUGGAAGAUCUACACCAUACUACAGGGUGAAGCGCCAGUCAAAUGGAAAACGGAGGACUUUAGGAUGUUUAAGAACGGCUCCUUGUGGCGCCCGCCUCCUCUGAACCCGUACCUUCACGGUCCGUAUGAUGACGGCGAGGAAGAGGAGGUAGAGGAGGAGGCCGGCAAGAAAGGCUGUUUGAAAGAAGAUGAGAGGGACAAACUGGAGGAGAUGCUGCGAGGGAUGAGUCCCAGGAGAGGAGACAUCGCGGAGGCCAUGUUGUUUUGUCUGAGCCACGCAGAAGCAGCUGAGGAGAUCGUGGAGUGCGUCACUGAGUCUCUCUCCAUCCUCAAAACCCCUCUACCCAAGAAGAUCGCACGGUUAUAUCUAGUGUCUGAUGUGCUGUACAACUCCUCGGCCAAAGUAUCCAAUGCGUCUUACUACAGAAAAUAUUUUGAGGCAAAGCUCUCCCAGAUAUUUGCAGACCUCAACGCGACGUACAAAGCGAUUCAGGGUCACCUACAGAGCGAAAACUUCAAGCAACGCGUCAUGGCGUGUUUCCGCGCCUGGGAGGACUGGGCCGUGUACCCCGACCCGUUCCUCAUCAAGCUGCAGAACAUAUUCCUCGGGCUGGUUAACAUCGCAGCCGUGGAGAAGGAAGUCCCUGUUCUCAUCGUGGAGGCUGAGCCGGCAGAGGACAUCGACGGCGCUCCCAUAGGAGAGUAUGCCGAUGUGGGUCUGAUGGAGGACGUGGACGGCGUGCCGAUCGACGGCGGACACAUCGACGGAGCGCCGAUCGACGGAGCGCCGCUGGACGACCUGGACGGGGUCCCCAUAAAACCCAUGGAGGAAGACAUCGAUGGGAUACCUUUGGAUCCAUCAAAGGAGGCAACUUUCAAGGUGGCACCGUCGAAAUGGGAAGCGGUGGAUGAAGCCGAGUUAGAAGCUCAAGCUGUGACAACUUCAAAAUGGGAGGUAUUUGAGCAGCCAGAAGAAUCCAAAAAGAACGAUCAUGACAGUGAUUACGAUGACAGGAGCCCCCGCUCAGAGGACAACGGGACCUACUUCAACCCCUCCAGAGACGACACUGAUGUGAAAGCCAAGAUGUCUGAAAUGAAUGAGGAGAAACGCACCAAGCUCCGAGAGAUAGAGGUUAAAGUCAUGAAGUUCCAAGAUGAGCUGGAGUCUGGGAAAAGACCCAAGAAGACGGGGCAGAGUAUUCAGGAGCAGGUGGAGCACUACAGGGACAAACUACUACAAAAGGAAAAGGAAAAGGAGAAACUCGAACGGGAGAAAGAGCGGGAGAGGAAAGAGAAGGAGAAAGCUGAGGCCCGGUUGAAAGAGUUGAAGAAGGAGAAGGAGAAGGAGGACACGCCCACCAGGAAGGAGAGGAAGCGUCGCCACAGUGGUUCGCCCAGUCCGACGCGGAACAGCAGACGAGGUCGUUCAGCUUCUCCCCGUUCAGAACGAUCGGAAAGAUCUGAACGCUCCGAGCGCUCGUACUCUAAAGACACGUCGUCCCGCUCCACCCAUAAAGACUCGCCCCGAUCCAGCAUCAAGAAGUCCGUGAAGAGAUCUCCCUCACCUCGCACACCCAAACGAUCCAGACGGUCGCGCUCAAAGACGCCCAAAAAGUCCACCAAGAAGUCCCGCUCCAAAUCUAGGUCCCCUCAUCGAUCCCACAAAAAAGCAAAGAAAAGCAAACACUGACGUCUCCAAACCAGCCGUGUUGUAUAAAAGGUUGACUGGAUUUGCUGCAUGGGUUGCCAUCUGGUGUAUGAAAUGGAUGGGGCCAUUGUUUUAUAUUGUACAAAAAAAAUAAUGUGCUUUUGUGUCCUGAUUUCCCCCCCCGCCCCGCCCCCCCAAAUCACCUCCCAAUGGAAUUUAUCCACGUGAUGACAAUAAGUCAUGCUGUCAUUUUCUGUUUUUGUAGUUCACAAUAAAAAGGAUUCCUAAUAAACUAGUGUCUUUUUUAAA